Molecule: messenger RNA, 1642 nt
Organism: Symbiodinium pilosum
Lineage: Eukaryota; Dinophyceae; Suessiales; Symbiodiniaceae
Source: the annotation of a GenBank genome assembly
GCUUCGAGAGGUUGGCUGUUCUCUUCCGGAAGAUUGUGCUGCCUGGCUCUAUGUGGAUCGCCUUCAACUCGAGGAGAGUGCGGAGCUCAACCUCUUGGCCAGUGUCGGUGAUGACGACGAGGGCAUCCCAGAGGACGUUGCCCAGGCCUACGUGACUUACCAGUCGGCCAAGCAGAAGUACAAGGACCAGCAACGGGCGCGCGGCUUUGUGAGCGGCGAUGGAGGCCCCGGAAAUUUCUCCGAAAACAAGGACGAGAACUUGAAGGUAAUGAAGGCCAGAAGCUUCUGUAGCGGCUGUGGUCGCCGUGGACAUUGGCAUAAGGAUGCCGAAUGCCCUAAGAACAAGCCUGGUGCCAACCCGCACUCCUCCGUAAAGCCGGACAUCAAGGACAUCAGCAUGUGCAAUGUGCUCCCGGCGGAGGUCUAUGCUACCAAGCAUGAGGGAGAGCUCCUGUUGGGGAUCACUGAUACAGCCUGUGCGAGGACCGUGGCCGGCACUCAGUGGCUCCAGAAGUACACAGACGCCCUGGCUAAGCUUGGACAUAAGCCUCUUCUGCAUAAGGAGUGCGAGGCCUACCGCUUCGGGACCGGGAAGGUCCACUACUCCGCCUUUUACGUCAUCCUUGGGUUCGAGCUCGGGAGCAAGAUCGUGCAGGUGAGGACCUCAAUCAUCAAUGGUGACGUCCCUCUCCUCCUCUCGAAGGGAGUGCUGAGCAGACUUGGCAUGAUCUAUGACGUCGAGCUCGGCCGUGCUGACUUCACUAAGGUAGGGCUGCGUGGCUUUGAGUUGCAGGUGACAACUUCUGGUCACCCUGCUAUCCCCAUCAUACCUGCCAAGGUCGCAGAGGAUGUUUCAACCGGCCUCCAGGCCGAAGACUUGCGACUCUCAUCGCGUGAGCAAUACACUGUGUAUGCCGUAGCACAUGGUAGCUUCAAGACCCCUUCUACUUUCAACAUCUUCUUUGACAAGAAGCUAGAUCCUGGGGCUCGAGACAUGCUAUGUCAAGAACAUCUUCAUCAAGAGGCAUUCCUAGCAUGGUGGAAGAGUGCUGGAACCACAUCCGAUUUCUGGCUAGAGUCCCCCGAAGCCUGGAUAAGAGUCCACAUGACCCCCAGAAAGGUUCUCUUCAACCCUUCCAUUUGGCAGACUCGGGCCACCCUCCAGAAAGAGAUGUUGCUCCAGACUGCAGGCGAGGCGCGACCCCUGACAAUCAGCCAGAUGUCCAAGGCAGAGCUCCUCAGCGAGGCGACUCGACUUGGACUCGUGGUCCAUCGGACCUGGGCGGUGCAGGAGCUCAAAGCCGUGAUCAUGGAGCACAGGGAGAGCCUGAAGGAGAAGGACCCCGUGGAACAGAUGCGGAGAGUGACACACAUGACGUUGUCACAGUUGGAGGCGAAGGCGACCGACUUGGGCAUCGACUUUCCCACGGGGACGACAAAGGGCAAUCUUAUGCGCCUGAUCCGCGACAGCAUCAACACUCCCGAUCAAGAACUGAUGAAGAUAGGAAAGUUUCGAGGAUUCCAGUUUGUGGAGAUCCCCGAGAGCUACUGCGAGUGGGUGGUCAGAGAGCUGACCGUCUCCCGGAGCCCGGACCCGGAGUUGGUUCGCCUACGCAACUGGUACCAGCUGCGCAAGCAGAGG